Parastagonospora nodorum SN15 is the source of this 801-nucleotide messenger RNA. RefSeq lists its product as hypothetical. NCBI's taxonomy places the organism in Eukaryota, Fungi, Ascomycota, Dothideomycetes, Pleosporales, Phaeosphaeriaceae. The transcript has 3 exons. Bases 1 to 801 code for a protein of 266 amino acids. The record is from RefSeq and is a predicted model, not a curated record.
AUGUCUGGCUCCGGCCCCAACCGCCCUCCGCACCCCUACAACAACCGCCCUGCCCACGGUCGUAACGUCUCCCUUGCACUCGUCGGCGAAGGUAACUCUCUUCAACACUCUCGUGAGGCCUACCCCGAUGGUCCAACAUCGCCUCCUCAGGGCCAUCAACCUAUUCCGACGGUGAUCCAGCCGAGAAAUGGGCCUGUGACGGAUCUGCAGCGAUUUGCUGGAUUGUCCGUGCAUCCGUUCUGCCGAUGGGCCUUCACCGUCUACAACCAAGCCGGCCGCGCGGUGCCAAACAACGACUUCCUCCCAGAUGUCGACAACGCCGUCUACUGGUCCGAGACCAUUGACGCGUUCGACCGCGAUUCGCGCCUCAUCCACGAGCUCGUCCUGCGUAUCGCCAACAGGGAGCUUGGUCACCCUGCUAUGGAGACAAUCCGCCAGAACCAUUCGAUGGUCGAGAUGCUGUUGUACCGUCACUACCAGCGUCACGGUGGUAUCAUGCUGCCUCCGACGGCCCCUGCUGUCUCUGUCAUGCAGGCCUAUGAGCAGACGGUUCAUGAGGCUCGCCGGGAGCACUUUCAGCGGACUGGCCGGCAGCUACAUAUAGAUGAUCCUAACUUCCCGCGUAUUCGCUUUCCAGCUUGGAACGACCCUGCUACCUCCCCGUCAUCUCCUCCUGGUCAAACCACCAAAGGCAAGGGUCCACCCCGUGGCUCUCCAGGUGGCAAGUUCUUUGGCGCUCCUGGCAAUCAUCGUCUUUCUAGGGGUGGUGGUGCAGCACCAGGAGGUGGCGUCACCUUUUGA